UAGAGUUUGUUGUUACAGAGAAGACAAAGAGAGGGUCGAGAAGGAAAAGGGCAAUGCAAGAAGAAGCAUAAAUCUAUCUUCUUUUCGCCGAAGUCUGUUCAUGGCGAUGUCGGGAACUUUCCAUUUGAAUUGUGAUUACUUCCCUGGUUGUACACUUUCAGACAGCCGUUGCUUCUCUAACUCUGCUGUUUCAAGAAGAACGCUUGCCAUACUACCUUGGUCUUCCUGUCUGGAUCACAAGAAUGGGCGUCUGAAAUCUAUCCGCAGUACUAGUUCUUUUGUGUGCCGAGCUAGUUCUGGCGGAUAUAGGAGAAAUCCUGAUUUCUCAAGACUUAAUAAGCAUGGUUCCCGUGGAGGCAACAGGCAAAACGAAGGGAGAGACGAUUUUGAUAUCGAAAACUCUGACAUGUUGUCUUCAAGAAAUGGACCUUUACUCUCUCUAUCUAACUCCCCCAAAUUCCAAGCUACCUCAUCCCCUGGACCAAGAGAGAAAGAGAUUGUGGAGCUUUUCAGGAAGGUUCAAGCUCAGCUUCGAGCUCGUGCUGCUGCAAAGAAAGAAGAAAAAAAGAUUGAAGAAUCUUCUAAAGGGCAGGGGAAAGAAAGUGAAACUGUCGACUCCCUUCUUAAGUUACUAAGGAAGCACUCGGGAGAGCAGAGCAAGAAGCAAGUUAGCAAAUUUAGCAGCCAGGGAGAUGUGCAUGGAGAUACUGUCGACAAACAGGAUCGCAAUGGAAAUCUUGCCAAUUCAGCGAACAAAGAUUAUAAUUCAUCAUCCUUUUCCAGACCAACAUCAAGCUUCAGAAGAAAGUCGCCAGUACCAAGAUCUAAAUCACCGCCAGCUUACUCUAGCGAGGCAACUUUUGAUCAGGAAUCAAGUUACAGCGUAACUUGGACCCAGAAGAAGGAUACAGUGGAGUCGCAUGGUGAGCCUGAGAAUGAGCCUGUGAAUGAGCAUGAGAAGGAGC
Molecule: messenger RNA, 965 nt
Organism: Camelina sativa (false flax)
Lineage: Eukaryota; Viridiplantae; Streptophyta; Magnoliopsida; Brassicales; Brassicaceae
Product: rho-N domain-containing protein 1, chloroplastic
Biological process (GO): DNA-templated transcription termination
Source: RefSeq, a predicted model, not a curated record